Molecule: messenger RNA, 4753 nt
Organism: Cyprinus carpio (common carp)
Lineage: Eukaryota; Metazoa; Chordata; Actinopteri; Cypriniformes; Cyprinidae
Gene: mmp16b
Product: matrix metallopeptidase 16b (membrane-inserted)
Biological process (GO): skeletal system development; collagen catabolic process; proteolysis
Cellular component (GO): extracellular matrix
Molecular function (GO): zinc ion binding; metalloendopeptidase activity
Source: RefSeq, a predicted model, not a curated record
CGCAUGCGCAGUGCUUACGCUCUGGAUGCUGCCCAAUAUAGAAAAGCAACCUGCCUGUUCGCCAAGGUAACGUUUCAAAGCAGAAGAAAUGCCUCGAAAUAGUGCAUCCGAUAUGCAAGAUGGAAUGUGUAUUGCCAGCCAAAUGACAAAAUGUGCGGACGCCGAUGCUUUUCCGCGCUCCAAUGGUUUCAUCUUCGGUCCAAAAUGCCACUUGCUUAACUGACAUACGAGGAUAGAGACAUAAAUCGUCAUUGAUAAAGGAAAAUCAAGCGAAUCUACAAAUAUGAACAGUACGCUGCUUAAAAAGCGAAGGCUGGACUGUGUGUAUGCGGUGCUGUUGUGGCUCCAUCACGCUUUGUGGAUGUGCUGUUCAGCGGCCGAAGACCAUCAUUUCAGCGUUGAGGCGUGGUUACAGAGGUAUGGCUACCUCCACAAGACACAACCUAACAUGGCUUUCCUGCGAUCAGUCCAAACCAUGCAUUCUGCUAUUGCUGCCAUGCAGCACAAGUAUGGACUAAACGUCACAGGGAGUCUAGACAAGCAGACAAUAGACUGGAUGAAGAAACCCAGAUGUGGGGUACCAGACCUGCUUGGCGGCAUAUCUGGAUCCCGCAGGAAGAAGCGAUAUGCGCUUACUGGACAGAAGUGGCAACGCACACACAUCACAUACAGCAUAAAAAAUGUCACUCCUAAGGUGGGAGCAAGAGAAACGCAUGAGGCCAUUCGCAGGGCAUUUGACGUAUGGCAAGGUGUCACGCCGCUACGCUUUGAGGCCGUGCCCUACAGCGCUCUGGAGAGUGGCAAACGUGACGUCGACAUCACCAUCAUCUUUGCCUCUGGUUUCCAUGGUGACAGCUCUCCUUUUGAUGGAGAAGGGGGCUUCCUGGCACAUGCUUAUUUCCCAGGGCCAGGCAUAGGGGGCGACACGCACUUUGACUCAGAUGAACCUUGGACACUGGGCAACCCAAACCAUGAUGGUGAGAGAAUGGCAGGUAAUGACCUGUUCCUUGUGGCAGUCCAUGAGCUUGGUCAUGCUUUGGGACUGGAGCAUUCUAAUGACCCCACGGCUAUAAUGGCUCCAUUCUAUCAGUAUAUGGACACAGAGAGCUUCAGACUGCCUCAUGAUGAUCUACAGGGCAUCCAGAAAAUAUAUGGUCCUCCAGACAAAAAUCCUCAGCCUACAAGACUGCUUACGACCGCUACGCCUCCUCGCCUGCACCUACCAACUGACCCUCGAAAGCAUGACCGACAGGGUCGCCCUCAUCGCCCUCCACAGAAGUCAAAACCAGCCCACCCCAACUCCAAACCCAACAUCUGUGACGGAGGUUUCAACACUUUGGCAAUCCUACGACAGGAGCUGUUCGUCUUCAAGGAUCAGUGGUUCUGGAGGGUGCGAGAUAAUUCUGUGGUGCCUGGAUACCCGAUGCAAAUCAACUACUUCUGGAGAGGUCUGCCUCCCAAGAUCGAUGCUGUCUACGAAAACAGCGAGGGGAAGUUUGUCUUCUUCAAAGGCAACCGGUUCUGGGUGUUUAAGGAUACAACUCUACAGCCCACAUAUCCUCAGGACAUUUCUCUUUUUGGCAGUGGAAUGCCCACACAGAGCAUUGAAACAGCUGUUUGGUGGGAAGACGUGGCCAAAACCUACUUCUUCAAAGGGGACAGAUACUGGAGGUACAAUGAGGAUAUGAGAACCAUGGACCCUGGAUAUCCAAAACCUAUUACUGUGUGGAAAGGCAUCCCAGACUCUCCACAGGGAGCAUUUGUGGACAAAGAAAAUGGAUUCACAUACUUCUACAAGGGGAAGGAGUACUGGAAGUUCAACAACCAGAGGCUGAGAGUGGAGCCAGGCUACCCCAGGUCUAUCCUGCGUGAUUUUAUGGGCUGCGACGGCUUACCUGCCGACCCCGACUGGGACUGGAGCCCUCCACAGGAAGAAGAACCACCACAAUAUGACAAUGAUGAUGUUGAUAUCGUACUCAAGCUGGAGAGCAGUGGUGGAGCAGAGAAAGCGGUGGCCAUCGCCAUCCCCUGCGUCCUGGCCCUGUGCAUGAUGGUGCUGCUUUACACCGUGUUCCGCUUCAAGAGGAAGGAUACGCAGCGCCACAUACUGUACUGCAAGCGAUCCAUGCAGGAGUGGGUCUGAGAAUUACGAAUGAAACUAUUUUCAUCUUAAAAAUCCCUUCAAAGGUAAAAAAUUGGCACUGACUUUAUGUUGGUAUUUGUUGGCAGAAAAGAAGGGUGACAAAAACGAACAGCAUGCCAACUUCCAGCUCCCAUUGUCAGCCUUCUUAGAUGGCAAUGUGUCAUUUUUGUAUGGUUUUGGAACUCUGUGUGGCCAUUUUGGUUCCUAGAGUCCAAUGCAGAAGUAAACUGUUACUCUACAAACCAUAAUUAUGAACUUUUCAAUUGAUUUGAGAAUUAUUUAUCAUCGGACUGCUGAUCUGUGUCCCUCCGAAAUACUUGCUGGUGUUGAAAAAACUGAUACCCAAACCAAAUAUGCCCUUAGUGUCCAAAGAGGAUUGCUUCAUUCACAUGGAAUAUUCUGAAAUGACUGGCUUAUCGAUCAUUAUUUGAGUUCCAUUUGGCUGCAUUCAUCUGCAGAAUAUAUGAGAUCUAUCUGCUUGGAAAUCAGAAGGACAUAUAACAUCGGGGCUACAUGCAAUAUUUCGUCGAAUGCCUUAAUCACAUCUUGAGUUUAUUUUUCUGUGUGUUAGUGUACAUGUGCCUGUGUGAAUGUGACCCCUUUCCAUUAACUCCUUUGCUCAUCACUGUCCUUUUGAUGCACUUCUGACUGACGCAGACUUGCAGUAAGAUUUUAAGUGCCGCUGACUGUUUAAAUGUUUAAUUGAAAACAAGUGUAUGGCUGGUGUCCAUGUUCUGUGCUUCUGCGUUUUUAAAGACUCUAAUGCUGAAGAACAGAACAUUAGACAUUUGGUUGAGUGCUUCCAAUCAAUUCAUAGGGAAUUUAUUAAACGGAAGAAUACCGUUUAGCAGAAAAACCUAAUGAACCUUCCUUGAGAAUCAGAUUAUCAACCAUAAAAAAAAAACAUGAAAAUGUUGAAGUUAUACAGUAUAUAAAAACACUUAUAUUAGCGAAGUUUUCAGUGCAAUAUGUAGGCUAGAUUUGCAUUUCCUGAACAAAAUACUUGUGCUUGCAAGGCAGCAAGUGAAUGUUUUGGGUAAAUUUAGCUUUUGAGCUUUGGUUCGGUGAUUAAAAGUGCAUCAUCAACACCACUCAUGUAUCUUCUGUUGACCGUGUUUUCCAGAACCAACCAAUAAUAUAAGAUAGUCUUCGAGGUGUAAAGCCAAUAUUGAUACGUAAACUGCAUUGCCAUAUUCCAUUCAUUAUUGUGCAUGAACACAGUUGUUCGACAUAUGCACACUAGUAAGUUUCAUCUUUGUUCAGUGUCUCUGCUACUAUACUUCACAAUUUACUACCAAAUUAUAUUUAAUAUUCAAUGAAUUUAACCUAUACUAAAAUGCACACUUUGUUUUAACAUCACACAGAUUUGAGCCAUGUGAGUUACAAAUACUGCUCUGAAGUGCACAUGCUCUCAAGUGGCCAAGACCGCAAGUGUUGGCAUUGGAACAGACCCACGGUUAGAAAUAUCUGACUGUGCUGCUGAUAAAAAUGUACACUGUACGCAUACCCUAGUGUAUGCAUAAAAUCAGAAGUAUACAAUAAGCUUAAAAAUAAUGUAUCCAUAUUUAAUUUGACACAAUUCAAAAAGAUGCACUGAGGCAUAAAAAUACAAUCUUUUCAAUGGGCUGUACCUCACUGUCAAUCAUUCGGCUUUCCAGCGGAAACAAAACUUUUGUAUUGUACAACCAUUUGCACGUCUAUCUUUCACAGCAUUUUUAAAAAUUUGGGUCAAAUUAAAUAUGCAUUUUAUCCUGACUAAGGUAUAUAAUAUAAAAUAUAUGCUAAGAACAGGCCAAUGAGGAUGUGUACUAAUGCAGAACGUUGACCAAAUUACAUAAAAUAAAUAAAUUGACACAAAAUAUUGUUUUGAGUCUAAACUAUUUUAUAAAGUACCCAGACAAGUGGUCUGAUAUACAGUGUUGCCGUAGAUGGUGAAUUUUAGGAAACAGUGGAUGCUUAAUGCUGUGUUUUACUAGUCAGAGUAGAAGCACAAAAAGAGGUUUUAUUACAGCGCUGCCUUGCAAACACCCAAAGUUUACUUUAUAAAGUCCAAGCUUGAGCGGCUCAGUUACUCUUUUCAGUGGCUUCCUUAUUUCAGGCACAGGUUUGAGUAAAAUAGCAUUUGUUGCACAGCUAAAGGGAACUAAAAUACUGUAGACUGCAAUCAGAGAACUAGCUUCACUGCUUAUUUCUGCUUUCCAUGUAAAAAUAUUUGUUAGCAUGAUCAUUCUCAGAGUGUAUCCACCACUAAACACAUCAAAUGUUGCCGUUUGAUAUUCCUUUUGAGUGUUUCUUGGAAGUGGAGUGAUGUAUAUCGUCAUAUGCCUUGUUUUAUCUUUCGUUUUAUGAACUGAUCUAUAACGGACUAUGGUGUUUCUCGCCAUGCCAUCAGCAUCAGCCUUCCAAAUCCACAUGAAUUUCCAUGCGUGAACUGUUGUUUUCAUUAUAAACGGAAGAAUAUCUCGAGAAUAUGCCCCGUUCUACCUUUGAGGUCACUGAGUAUUGGAUGUGUAUCUGAACAUGUUGUAUAUAUAUAUCUCAUGUAGAGUCUUUAUUACGGAUAUGAAAGGCACAUUAUGCAGUACAUCAAUAAUAAGAUAUUAUCUAUUA